AUGGACAACGAUGAUUUUGUACUCGUGGAAAAGCGGGAUGGAGAGUUGACUCCCAGAAGUGUGAACACCACCUCUAAAUAUACAGCCAAACUCCAGCUAAUAUCAGUAGUUACCAGCCAUGAUAUUGACCAGAUAGAAAUCUGGCUCUCCCCAACAGAGUUCGAGACGGAGGGCAGUGAAUAUCAGAAACACCUGAGUGCCCAUACCUCCGGGACCGGAGACUGGCUGUUCCAUACAGACCAGUACCAGACUUGGCACGAUGAAAACAUCAACACCUUAUGGCUUCAAGGCAUACCCGGCAGUGGCAAGUCUGUCAUGGCCGCCAAGUUGAUUCGUACCUUCAAAGAAGAAGGUAUGCCGGUACUGUUCUUCUUCGCCCGCCGAAUCAUCAAAACAAACAGCGAACCUCGACAGCUUGUUCAAGAUUGCCUGUAUCAACUUUUAGGUCAGAGUGCUCUGCUUCAGGCAAGACUAAAGAUGCUUUUGGCUCUACACCCUACUGUGGAUAGUGUUCCAUUCCACGAACUCUGGAACCUCCUCUUAUUCGGCAUUGACGCCGUUCCCAAGGUAUAUGUAUUGUUGGACGCACUAGAUGAGCUUGCGGUCGAGAAUGAUGGCUUUCUUCAAUCGUUACAAAAGCUUGGGCAACAGAGCCCGAAAUCAAUCAAGUUGAUAAUAACCAGUCGUCCAGAAGCUUAUCUUCAGACAGCACUUAGAGGCCCCUUCCAGAAUCGUAUCCGUCUUGCAGGGGAAAUGGUGGACCAGGAUAUUGCCACAUACAUAGCUCACCGUCUAGGUUACCAGCAGAAUAAUCCUGCUGUGGCAGAAAGUCAGUCAGUUGUCCAGGAAAAGCUCAGCCGAAAAGCACAAGGCUUGUUUCUCUAUGCCCGUCUCAUGCUCGAUCAGAUUCUUCUUCAAUCCGAGCUGCCAGUGAAGAAACAUUUACAACACCUCCCUAGCUCAAUGGAAGAGAUGUAUGUCAGCAUAUUGCAUGAACACUCUUCGCGCUCUGGUGCCAGCCAACACUUUCAAUGCUGGCUACUCUCAUGGGUCACACACGCUUGCCGUCCACUUCGCAUCACGGAAUUAGCAGCUUUGGUCAAUGCUUCCUCUGAUCGCAGCGGGCUAAGUAGCUCGCAGGAUGCAAAAAUCAUGAUACGUAGAUCAUGUGGCCCACUUCUAGAGAUCUUAGAUAACGAAACUGUGCAAGUCAUUCACCACUCGUUUACCGAGUUUCUCUUAGACAGAAAUCGCAAUACUGAGACAACUCCCACUGAAAAUAGCAACUGGUUUCCCGUCUUAACACCUACUUCAACCCAUCGGUCUCUCACUCUCUUGUGUGUGGAUUAUCUCUUAUCUGGUUGUUUCAGAUCCUGGUCAUUGUCUGAGCGUCCGACCAAGCCAGCAGACCAUGAGCCAGACCGCAAGCAGCUAAUGGUCCAUUUCCCAUUCUUGCAGUACGCAUCGCAGAACCUACUCUACCAUGCAGCCAAGUGUGAUUCCAGUGACCCAGAGUUCAUAUUACAAUUAGAUGCUCUCUUUCAGAAUGAGAAGCACAGUUUCGAAAGCUGGAAGGACUUCAUAUUCGCAAAAAUGAACCAGACAGUCCCCGAUAGUUUUCAUCCAAUUCAUCUCGCCGCUCAGGCUGGGCUUUCGGCAUAUACCCAACACCUCCUAAAGGUACAUGGGGACCCGGAUGUUGCUGACUCUUUUAAUCGGACAGCAGUCACUUAUGCUUGUAUGCAUGGCCAAUUUGAGACUUUAGCUGCUCUCUUAGGUUACAAUGCGUCAUUUAUAACCAUCGAUAUCGAUGGCUUAACACCUAUUCACCACGCAGCGAGGGGCAACCACGUCAAGGUCGUGCAACUUUUACUCGAGGCUGGUGCAGACCCGAUGUCGCCAAAGUCCUGCGAAGACCAAGGCUACUGGAGGUGGAGUCCAUCUACAUUAGGGAAGACACCGGUACAAUAUGCGUCUGAGCUAGGUCACACAGCUUGUGUAUUGGAACUGCUACGGAACCUGGAUCUCCCUUCGAAGAGCUCAGUCCUUCCACAUUGGGCGUCUGCUACAGGUCAAUCGAAAACUCUCGAAGCCCUUCUUAGGCACCCCGCGGUUCUGGAAAACUUGGACAAGCGCGACAGCUAUGGCAACACAGCUUUGUUCCUAGCUGCGCGUCGCGGUGAACCGGAAACAGUUCGUAUUCUGCUUCAUUAUGGUGCCAAUGUAAAUGCGAGAUCGUUCAAAUUGGGCAGUUCCGAGGCCCCAUCUGACAUAGAUACCGCAAAGAGCGGAAAAGGACAGACUCCAAUCCAUGCUUGGACAGCCGUUGGAUAUAGAAGCCGGAGUGAAGGGGACGUUUGCAGCAUCGAGGAGUGGAAGAGAACAGGUGUUUUGCUGAUCAAAGCAGGUUGCGAUCUUGAAGCAAAAAACGAUGCCGGUCAGACUGCACUGUUUGCUUGGACUAAGCAGUACAUGUGUGCUCCCCGUAGAUCAGAUAGAACAGAACGAUUCGUGGAACUUCUCCUCAAACAUGGUGCCAAUCCCUGUGCGACUGACAACAAGGGAAAUACACCCCUACACAAUCUAACAAGUGAUAAUAUGAACUCUAGGGUUCUAGAAUUGUUUGUGAACGCUGGAGCCAAUAUAAACCAUGGUCGGCAUGGAGAUCUUGUAACGCCUCUUAUCUCCGCCGCGAUGAAUAAAAGCCUUGAUGUUACGCCGCUCAUCGAAAAUGGUGCGGACCCUAACUUGCAAGACUCGGAUGGCAACACGGCACUGCAUCAUAUUUGCGCAUCAUGGAUGCUCAGGUAUUCCCACGUGCAGAAAUGGCUGGAAUCCGCAGACCCUACAGUCAAGAAUAAAGCCGGAGAGACCUGUUUGUAUAAGCUAGCGUUUGGAAACGACGGCCACGAAAGAGUAAAGGCUAUCUCAUUGUUCACGGAGAAAGGACUAGAUCUUGAAUCUCGAGACCGAAGGGGAAGGACAGCCCUACUUGCUGCGUGCGCAAAUGCGGAGACGCACUUCAUCAUUGGUUUACUUGAAAAUGGUGCUAAUGCAAAGGCAAUCGACUUUCAGCACAAGUCAUGCCUCCACUUAGUUGCCCAAGUUCAACUAGCGCUGCACGGAAAUGGAGAGGAAGACUUGAACUCAACGCUGAAAAUUAUGAAAUUACUCAUGCAAGAAGGGGUUGACAUCAACGGCGUCGACAUGGACGGAAACACUCCAUUUCAUGAUGCGGUCGUAUCAGACGCUCAUUUCAUCCCCUUCCAAACCAAACUCGAGGUAUUUCUUGAACUGGGUGGGCUGGCCAACACAACAGACUAUAGAGGACAAACAGUUCUACACAAAGUAGCCAAUAUUACUAACCCGAGCACCUGUGACCGGAUAGACUUCCUCUUGCAACCCAAUCUAGGCUUAGAUGUGAGUGCACAAGAUAAUGAAGGUCUUGCGCCUAUCCAUUGUGCUUCUUCAAAAUCGGAAAUCAUCACGUGGCGACUUAUACAAGCCGGGGCAGAUAUACAAGCCCAAUCAGAUGACGGUCGAUCUCCGUUACACUUCGCGGCUGCCGCCGCGCAAAGCAAUGUCGUGGGCCUGCUAUGUAAACUAUAUAAGGAAAGUUCCUGGUCAUUGGACCAAAAGGAUGAUCACGGUUGCACUCCUCUGCACUACGCAGCUAGUUCAGGGAAUUCUGAGUGUGUCUAUCACCUGUUGCAAGUUGGAGCACAGGUAAACAUCGCAGACUGCCACGGGAGGACCCCGUUGCACAUGGCUGCAGAGCAUAAAGUCGAUGUGGCAGCACUGAGGAAACAGCGUAAAUAUAGCGGAGGAGAAUUGUGGGGACAAGUUAUCGGUGAGUCCAACACAUUGCGACGUUUUAUACACCCGAUAUUGCAGAGCGACCUACUUGAUGCCCAUUGGAAUCUAAGCUUCGCUAUCGAGCGUGAAGACGAAGCAUACAUGAUGCAAGACAUUGUACAGUUACUGCUAGGUGCAGGCGCAGAUAUCAAUAUGCAAGAUAGCUCUGGUCAAACUGCUUGCGAUGUCGCUUUACAUCUAGGUCACGAUGAUGUAUGGAAUGCGCUCUCAAUUCGCACAAAACAGUGUGAACUGAGAGACUUAAUGGGUCGGGUAUGCUCGUCCAAACGCAUACACGCUGAGGACAUUGUUCAAGGCCUUAGCCUUGAAAGGGCGGACGCGUAUAACCUUCUUCAAACUGCUAUAUCCUUGAGAAACGAGGCUGUACUAGAUGCUCUAUUACGUGCGGGAGUUGACCUGCUGACCAAAGGCCCUGAUGGGCUGACCCCAGUACACUACGUUGCGCACUGGGGUCUUUUAUCCAUGAUGAAGGCUAUGGCACCGUAUGUCAAGGAUAUCAAUGCUUUCUCUCCCCCACUACUUCACGUUGUCGCGGGUCGAGAAUUAUCCAACUUGCAGAUGAUAGUUAUGUUGAUAGGAUUGGGGAUCGAUAUCAAUGCUUCAUAUGAAGAGCCAUUCGACGUGGACUCCGAUGAAUUUACUGAGGUCUCAGCCCCAAAAUACACGGCUACACAUAUUCUCGCAGCGGGCAGGCAGUGGUGGAACAUCGCAGCACUUGAGACUCUGUGCAACGCAGGAGCAGACCUUGAGAUCACAGACUCGGAUGGAAACACCGUCCUACAAUGUGCGCUUUCCGGCAAAAGUCACGGUCAACGUAACCAUGGCUUCUGGAGGAAUGAGACUCUGGAGGUGGCUCUAAGGCACGGCGCAAAUAUCAACAAACUAUCUCCCAAUAACGACUCCACGCCUCUUCUUGUGGCUUUAGAAACCAACCGAGGUUGUAAGCUUGUCCAGAGACUCCUUGACCACGGCGCCGAUAUAAAUCUGGGCCAUGUACCAGCCUUAUUUGCUGCCAUAAAAAGUCGCGAUUGUGACGCUAUAACCAUGAUCCUGAAUGCUGGUGCGGAUGUGAAUGCGGUAUACUACCCAAAGAGACGAUAUGGGACAGGUCCCAAGAUAGAAACGCCCCUCCUAGCUGCCGCCUUAGAAGCAAGGGAGGUUGGAGAGACGGUUAUGGCCCUCCUCCUGCAGCGGGGAGCAAACCCGUUAUUGGAGCUUGAGGAUAGCAACAGCACAGUCCUCCAUCAGAUCGCCCACCACCAUGGCCGCCUUGGGCCCAUCUUAAAAUCUAGGCCAGAUGUUCUCGAAGCCACAGACUGCAACGGCCUUACCCCCUUACUGAGUGUCUGUUCCUCCGUCGAUGGAUAUUACAUGGUCGAAGAGUCAACAUCAAUUGAACUGAUAUGUGCCGGCGCAAAUAUCAACGUCACAGACAAGGAUGGCUCAACCCCUCUCCACCUUGCCAUCCGUUCAGGCAAAUGCAAAACCGUCGCUAUGUUGUUAGAAAGAGGUGCACCUUCUUCUAUAACCGACAACGCCGGUCUAUCCCCUCUAUACUACGCUCUCAGUUACUCCGAUGGCAACGAAAGACUUGAAAUGACUAAUGCAUUGCUUACCGCCGGUGCAAAUCCCCUCAUAACAGGCCCGAAUGGCGAAACAGCACUACACAUUCUCGCCCCGCUGUUAGUCUAUUAUAGCUCCCCGGACAACAGCUCCCGAUCAGCAAAGGAGACAUAUCACCAGGCUGAGCUGAAAAAUCUCUACGUUCGCUUUGUAGAAUCCGGGUGCGAUGUCAAUUUCCGUGACGCCCGGGGAGACACUCCAUUAUUUCCGUUUGUUCGGACAAUCAAGGAGCGAGACGAAUACGGUAUCGGCUCACCACCUGCGGAAGAGGAUGUCCGCCAGAUGUUCCAAGUUCAUGAUAUAUUUGCGGUUAAUGAUAAUGGGGAUACCUUAUUACAUGCCAUUGCGGGGCGGGAAGACACUCGUAUGAGUGAGAGUGAGCCUGAUGGCGUGUGGUUGUUCGAGGAAUUGAUGGCGUGUGGCUUGGAUGCUAGGAAGGAGAAUAAGCAAGGGCUAACGGCUUUGGAUGUUGCUGCAGCUCGUGGGAUGCAGGGGAUUAUGAGGCUGUUUGAGAAGGAGCAGUAG
Aspergillus bombycis is the source of this 6024-nucleotide messenger RNA. RefSeq names its product putative ankyrin repeat domain protein. Lineage: Eukaryota; Fungi; Ascomycota; Eurotiomycetes; Eurotiales; Aspergillaceae. Bases 1 to 6024 code for a protein of 2007 amino acids. The record is from RefSeq and is a predicted model, not a curated record. Gene Ontology annotation, molecular function: protein binding. The transcript has 3 exons.